UGACCUCCAGCAGACGGAGGGCCUCGAAAAAGUCCCUCGCCUCGGCGGCCUCCCGGGAGAGCUCAGGUCGGGCCGCCCCAAGGAGCCCCGCCCAGUCCCGCCACCCGAGGCCAGGCCGCGCAGGGACGCAGAGGGAGCCCGCGGGCGGCACGGCGCGCGCGGACAACGGCCUCCAAGUGCUCGGCGCGGGGCUUUCCGCGUCCUACGGGCGUGGCCGGAAAAGGAAGUCGGCGCAGCAGUGGCCUCCCCAGCAACAGCGGCGGCACCGGCCAAACCCCGCCACCCGCCCGUGUCCGGCGGGGUCACGGAGGCAGCGCCGCGGCGGGACCCGGAGCCCGUGCCGGCCGAGCAGCGCUGCGCCGCCAGGCGUCCAGCUGUCCGAUGGGGCCGCAGCGGCGGCUGCCCUCCGCCGCGGCCGCCCUGGUCUGGGGCUUCCUGCUCCGGCUGCUGCUCAGGAAGCAAUCCUGCAUGCAUCCGGAAAUGGCACACCUUCACCAUCUAAGGACUACUGUAUGUUAUAUAACCCUCAUUGGACAGCUCUUCCAAGUACCUUAGAAAAUGCAACUUCCAUUAGUUUGAUGAAUCUGACUUCCACACCACUGUGCAACAUUUCUGAUAUUCCUCCUGACGGAAUAAAGAACAAAGCAGUUGUGGUACAGUGGGGAACCUGCCAUUUUCUUCAAAAAGCCAGAAUUGCACAAAUUGGAGGUGCUGAAGCAUUGUUGGUUGCCAAUAACAGUGUCUUAUUUCCUCCUUUAGGGAACAAAUCUGAAUUUCAUGAUGUGAAAAUACUGAUUGCAUUUAUGAACUACAAAGACUUUAAAGAUAUGAAGCAGACUCUUGGAGAUAAUAUUACUGUGAAAAUGUAUUCUCCAUCAUCGCCUAACUUUGACUACACGAUGGUGGUUAUUUUUGUAAUUGCUGUGUUCACUGUGGCAUUAGGAGGGUACUGGAGUGGACUAAUUGAAUUGGAAAACAUGAAGGCAAUGGCAAACCCUGAAGAUAGAGAAAUGAGGAAAAAGAAGGAAGACUAUUUAACUUUCAGUCCUCUAACAGUUGUAAUAUUUGUGGUCAUCUGCUGUGUUAUGAUGGUCUUACUUUAUUUCUUCUACAAAUGGUUGGUUUAUGUUAUGAUAGCAAUUUUCUGCAUAGCCUCAGCAAUGAGUAUGUACAACUGUCUUGCUGCACUAAUUCGUAAGAUACCAUAUGGACAAUGCACGAUUGUGUGUCGUGGCAAAAGCAUUGAAGUGAGACUUAUUUUUCUCUCUGGACUGUGCAUUGCAAUAGCUGUUGUUUGGGCUGUGUUUCGAAAUGAAGAUAGGUGGGCUUGGAUUUUACAAGAUAUCUUGGGGAUUUCUUUCUGUCUGAAUUUAAUUAAAACACUGAAGUUACCCAACUUCAAGUCAUGUGUGAUACUUCUAGGCCUUCUCCUCCUCUAUGAUGUAUUUUUUGUUUUCAUAACACCAUUCAUCACAAAGAACGGCGAGAGUAUCAUGGUUGAACUUGCAGCUGGACCUUUUGGAAAUAAUGAAAAGAAUGAUGGAAACUUGGUGGAAGCCACUGCUCAGCCCUCAGCUCCCCAUGAGAAAUUACCAGUAGUCAUCAGGGUACCAAAGCUGGCCUAUUUCUCAGUAAUGAGUGUGUGCGUCAUGCCAGUUUCAAUAUUGGGUUUUGGAGACAUUAUUGUACCAGGCCUGUUGAUUGCAUACUGUAGAAGAUUUGAUGAGCAGACUGGUACUUCUUCUAUAUAUUAUAUCUCCUCCACAAUUGCCUAUGCUGUUGGCAUGAUACUUACGUUUGUUGUUCUGGUGCUGAUGAAGAAGGGGCAACCUGCUCUCCUCUAUUUAGUACCUUGCACACUUAUUACUGUCUCAGUUGUUGCUUGGAGACGUAAGGAAAUGAAAAAGUUCUGGAAAGGUAGCGGCUAUCAGAUGAUGGACCAGCCGGACUAUGCAACAAAUGAAGAAAACCCUGUGACUGCUGGUGAACAGGUUGUCCAACAAUAAUAUUAUGUGGACUUGCCAUAAUGUAUCAAUUGAUUUUCGACAAAUAGAGUUCAACUUUUUAAAUUGACUUUUGAAUCGACAAUCUGAAAGAAUCUUCAAUGAUAUGCUUGCAAAUAUAUAUUUUUAAGAGCUGGUCCUGACAGUUAUAUCAUAAAUAAUCAAAAUACAUUUGCUUUUAACCUAUGUUAAAGUUGUGCCUUCACAUUAAAUAAAAGGAUAUGAUCAGUGUAGUUUUCAAAAUGAAUUAUAUACAGUAUAUUUUUCUAAAAAAAGUCUUGAUCCACCCCUGUACUUUUCUUACUGAAAUCUGUUUCAACUCUAAUGGUAGAUAAAAGUAUUUCUAUCCUAAGUGAGUUUCUGAACAGAUUUUACUGUAAAGAAUUAUGCAAAUUUUAUGCUCUAUAGAAAUAACUAUUUAAGACCAUGCAAGAAAGCAGUUCAACAAUGAAAUUUUGGACUUUAUGACUGCAAAGCUUAGAAAAAUAUAAUUUGGGAAUGUAUAGAUGCAUAUUUUUAUAGCAUACAGUUAAAAAAAUUCCCAGUCCUUUUUUAAACUUGAGAACCUAAAAUGCUUCAAAUUGCAUAUGUAUUAUAUUAGAAUAUUUUUCCAGGUAUAGAGAAACAUAAUAUAUAGAACUAAUCAUUGAAAGGACACAAAAACUGAAAUCCACAGUUUUCUGUGGUCUGAUGUUUCCUUGAAGAUGUAGCUUAAAUUUCUACAUUAAUAUUCAAUUUCACUAUGGUAUUUCUGAUCUCUGAAGUUUGGUUCUGUUGAUGCUAAGGCUUGAUAUUUUGUAUAAAUUAUUUUUUUAUCAAAUUAUAUAUUAACAUAUGGCUCAUUGUUUGAGUAUAAUAUCCCUAACAGUUCCUCCCUGCCCCAACAUGUUUUUUUCCUGAUUCCCACUCCUUUCCCCAAAGGAAACCUCUUAACCUUUUAAUAUUUUGGUGGUUUACAAAUAUAUAAAAUGUGCUUCAGAGGAAAGAAUUGGAGACAAAAGACAGGAGACUGGGUGUUAGUCUCAAUGUAAUUACAUUACUAGAUUUUGAGUAAAUUGUCUUAGCUCAAGACACUUGUAGCUCAGUUUUCUAAUGUGCAGAAUGAGUAGGUUAGACCAAUUAGUCACUCUUGUACCUUGCAGCUUGAAAAAAAUCUUUCUCGAUCUUUGCUAAAUCACGGAUGUAACCUCGAACAUUCUGCGGGGCAACAUUCUGCUGGAAAUAUAAUCAAAUUAUAUUUCAAUUUUAUUUUCUCUAAGAAAUUUUCAACUGACACAUGAUUACAAAGGGAGCAGAAAUUUGCAUUUUUCUGUAAAUAAUGUAUGAGAUAUGUGAACAAAUCAUGAUCUUUUAUUCUAAAGCCAGUUCAACUGAUUAAAAGGUAAAAUUAAUGCCUUUUAAAAUGGCUCAGAGCUUUGAUGUUUGAACUAAAUUUAGCGGUUGAGGGAAUUAGAUGCUUUUGAUUAAUUGUUAACUUGCUGAGUAAGUUGAAGAAAGAGAAGCUCCUUGACAGCCCUUUUUCCACUUAAUACACUUCUGGGUCUUUUGGUAAAUGACAAGUAUCUGACAAGUAAGGGUUAAUCUUAAUUUUGCCCCCAUAAUAUCAAGUUUGAAUUUCUUCCAAAGAAUAUAAUUUAUUUGGAAGACUCUGAAGAAGAACAGAUUAAAUGCCAUUUUAAAGCUCCAACUAUAUUUUUAUUUGUAAUAUCAAUAAAAUGUUUGCCAAAAGACAGCUUUUUUAGUAAAAUUAUCUGCAUUCUCAUCCCAGCUUUCUGAUAUUCAAAAGCUUCAACCAUGUUUUAAAACGAAUGUUUAAGAAAAUUUUACAUCUAGAAAUCUUAAAUUUUAGUGCUUUGAUACAAAUUCUUUAUCUAACCAUUGUUACCAAGGAGGUAAAACCUUGUUCUAGUUUGCCAUUAAAAUUGUAUUGACUAAAUAGAAAUAAAAAAUAAAAAGUGAAAUUCCUUAAGUUUCUCCAUCCUUAAUGUCAACUUUCCAUUUUACUUAAACAAUCCUUCUACGAACCCAGCUGAAAAUAUUUAGGAAAAAUUACAAUAAUGUACAGAAAUACUUUAUUUUGGGAAUCAAAAUAAACAGAGGGUAGGGGAGAUGGAAAUUUGGCUUUAAAAGACAACAUUUUUUCCUCUCUUGCCCUCCUACCACCAGUAACUUUGAGGUGAAGAGAAGCUGUGUUUUACCUAAACAUGUCUUUAAAACAAUAAGAUAUUUUAUUACUACUUAUUGAAAAAAAUUUUUACUUAGAAAUUCUCUAUGAACAUUUUUGUAGCUUAUCAAACAAAUCACUAAAUAUCUCAAUUUGUAAUAUACGUGAUUUUUUCCCUUCAGUUUAGGAUAGCAAAGAUAAAUAGGAGAUUUGUGGGGAAAGAAAGAUCUUGCUAUCCUAAUACAUUUUAUAUUCUUCUAGCUUGUAUUUUUCUUUAGAUUAACAGUACCUUAUUAAUAGAAUCUGAAAUUUAUUUCUCUUUUGAAAGGAGAAAAAUUUAACCCAUCUGCUGUUGGUAUUCAUAGAUUUUAGUUAAAUAUCCAUAGAGAUUUUGGUGAAAUGGUACAUUUAUAGUAAAUACAAAUGAACUUUCUGGUUUUCCUUUGCUCUUUCAAUUUUUGCCUUAGGUGUAAGCAAACAUUUUUACAUUUGACCAAAAAAUAUUUGAACUAAUUUGUUUAAGCUUGGUGUCUAAAAUUUCAGCCUGAUCUCAACCAAUGAGAUUUUGAAAACACAGUAAUUGCAUUUCAGGCUGGUGGAACAUACUAGUGUACUAGUCUGAAAGGCUUUAUUUUUCCAUUAACAAGGAAAAGAAUUCAGUUUAUUGAAGGUGGUGCCAAAUAACCAAUUCUACAAUUUAAAAACAUAUUUUCAGUUAUCUAUUACCUCAGAGGAUAAUUCUAAAUAGGUUGGGAGAGUAAUGCAAACGCAAUCAAAAUACUGAAUAUAAAUCACUUUAUGCUCCUGGGAGGAAGAUACUAUGUAACUUCACGAGAUCUGAAUCAAAUUACUCAACCUUUUGAAAUUUGAAAGAAAUUGUGUAGUAUUAAUGAUUUGGAUUACUGAAUUUUCAGAGUUAACAAAGUGCUAGAGAGUACAGGGCAUGUUAUAGUGAAGACCAGGUAUAUGAACUUCCUUGUUUAAUGUUUCUGUGCUUAAGGACAUCCUUUGUAUCUAUGAAAAGUUAUUGGGGGAACAGUUAUUUCUUAAACUAGAAUUUUGAAACAGUCCCCUGUUAUUGCCAAUUAAGGGGCAACUGAAAGAAAAAAGUGGAGAAUGUUGUCAUUGGUUUCUUUGAUUAGGCAUGAAAAGUAUUGUAAACAACUUCUAUUCCUUU
This is a messenger RNA of Rhinolophus ferrumequinum (greater horseshoe bat), 5344 nucleotides long. It is a transcript of the gene SPPL2A, whose product is annotated as signal peptide peptidase like 2A. NCBI's taxonomy places the organism in Eukaryota, Metazoa, Chordata, Mammalia, Chiroptera, Rhinolophidae. Bases 513 to 2006 code for a protein of 497 amino acids. The transcript has 16 exons. The record is from RefSeq and is a predicted model, not a curated record. Gene Ontology annotation, cellular component: lumenal side of endoplasmic reticulum membrane; lysosomal membrane; Golgi-associated vesicle membrane. Gene Ontology annotation, biological process: membrane protein proteolysis. Gene Ontology annotation, molecular function: aspartic endopeptidase activity, intramembrane cleaving.